CUCUCGUGUGACGCGGGUCCGUGACGCUCGUGCCGCCCGCGGUGCAUGCUGGGGGCUGAGUGGCGGGCGGCCAUGGCGAGCGACUUCUACCUGCGCUACUACGUCGGGCACAAGGGCAAGUUCGGGCACGAGUUCCUCGAGUUCGAGUUCCGGCCCGACGGUAAACUGAGAUACGCAAACAACAGCAAUUAUAAAAAUGAUGUCAUGAUUAGAAAAGAGGCCUACGUGCACAAGAGUGUGAUGGAAGAACUGAAGAGGAUAAUCGAUGACAGUGAAAUUACAAAAGAAGAUGAUGCCUUAUGGCCUCCACCUGACAGAGUUGGUCGGCAGGAGCUUGAAAUUGUAAUUGGUGAUGAACACAUAUCCUUUACUACAUCAAAAAUUGGUUCUCUUAUUGAUGUAAAUCAGUCCAAGGAUCCAGAAGGUCUAAGGGUGUUCUACUACCUUGUCCAGGACCUCAAGUGUCUAGUCUUCAGUCUAAUUGGAUUACACUUUAAGAUUAAGCCAAUUUAAAUUGUAUGGAUUGAGUUUGUACUGUAAAGUUUCUUUGGGUGGGAUCACUUUCAUUCCUUAUCUCUCAUGUAUGAGUUUUGUGUAUGUCAGUUUUUUUACAGAGUAAAUCUAAUAAAUGCUGUGACACUUUC
Messenger RNA from Sceloporus undulatus (fence lizard), 644 nucleotides. It is a transcript of the gene MAGOH, whose product is annotated as mago homolog, exon junction complex subunit. The transcript is spliced from 5 exons. Lineage: Eukaryota; Metazoa; Chordata; Lepidosauria; Squamata; Phrynosomatidae. The record is from RefSeq and is a predicted model, not a curated record. Gene Ontology annotation, biological process: RNA splicing. Bases 46 to 513 code for a protein of 155 amino acids. Gene Ontology annotation, cellular component: nucleus; catalytic step 2 spliceosome; exon-exon junction complex.